Messenger RNA from Oncorhynchus gorbuscha (pink salmon), 1409 nucleotides. RefSeq names its product melanopsin-A-like. The record is from RefSeq and is a predicted model, not a curated record. Bases 1 to 816 code for a protein of 271 amino acids. The transcript is spliced from 5 exons. Lineage: Eukaryota; Metazoa; Chordata; Actinopteri; Salmoniformes; Salmonidae.
AUGUUCAUUAUUAACCUGGCGUUAACAGACUUCCUCACGUGUGUGACUCAGACCCCCAUCUUCUUCAUCAACAGCAUGCAUAACAGGUGGAUCUUUGGAGAAAAAGGCUGGCAAUCAGUAAGUACAUCCCAUGUAUGGGUGUGUUGCUGUGUGUUCCUACCAGAGAUCGUUAUAGCAGCUUCAUGUGCUCCACCCGUCGUUCAUCCCUCACCAGUACAUCUGACCCUUGCAAGACUGGGCCUUACGGAGGCGGAACUCUCCUCUCGUCCGGCCAGUCGUCAGGUGUCUAGUGAUGUCACCCAGCCCCACCCUACCUUCUCUCAGAGGUCAAAAGUUCAUUGUUCCCUGAAGGUGAAAAGUCACGACUCAGGGGUGUUUGAGAAAACCGCCUCUCAGUCCCCCUCUGACCCCGCUUUCUUCCACCUGCAACACACCACAACUCUGACAGAGCCAGAGGACAUCUCCAUACCUGAAGUCAUUGGUUUUACUAUUGUCCUUCCUGCUACUCUGGAAGAUGUCAGAAAGGAAAAGUCUAAAGGCAUAAGUGGGCGUGUCCCUUCCACAUGCCUAAACGACGCGAUCCCUGCCAUCAUCGUCACCUCUAUGGAAAUCCCCUUAAUGGGUGGGGUCUGUUGUGAGAGAACUGCUGGAUGUUGUGCAAUUGGACAAUGUAUGACACAGCUCUGUGUGUCGUUUCUCUCCUCCUCUAAAGGGCUCUACACUGCCAGCAUGGUAUCUAGUGUCUGUGUGUGUGUAACAGUAUUGCUUCCAUCCCGCUCCUCGCCCCAACUUGGGCUUAAACCAGGGACCCUCUGAACACAUCAUCAACAGUCACCCAAGAAGCAUGGUUACCUAUCGCUCCACAAAAGCUGCUGCUCCUUGCAGAGCAAGGGAAACAACUACUUCAAGGUCUCAGAGCGAGUGACGUCACCGAUUGAAACACUAGUAGCACACACUGCUAACUAGCUAGCCAUUUCACACCGUGUGUGUUUUGUAUUUGUGGAUUAGGAGACGUUUUCCAUUGAGCUGUAGAAAACACAAUCUGAAAACAGUUUCAGUCGAUGACUUUCCUUUUUAUGUUUUUAAACAUGGAGGAUUGUUCAUGUUUUCCUCUCCACAUUCUCUCCCUCCUCCUUUUCCCUCCCUCCUCCCCUACUUUCUCUCUCCUCCCUCCUGAAUUUAUUUACACAAAGUGUCUGUAGGCUAUUUCUCUCCUUCUCCCUGAAGAAUACACCGUUUUUCUACCCCUCGUGGAAUUAAAGGCAUUGUGUUGGUAUUAUUAUUGGAUCGAGGGAGUUUCUUUUUACAAUAUUCAUUCUUAUUUUUUACGGUUCUAUAUUUCAAGGAAAAUGGCAGAAUGGGUCAUUGUCUAUUGCUUAUCACCAUUUAGACCUGUCACCUAAGUGUGU